Molecule: messenger RNA, 1089 nt
Organism: Armigeres subalbatus
Lineage: Eukaryota; Metazoa; Arthropoda; Insecta; Diptera; Culicidae
Exons: 2
Coding region: 219-866 (215 amino acids)
Source: RefSeq, a predicted model, not a curated record
AUCCAUCGAAGGCAUCAGUCGACUGGACUUCGCCGGUCGGGCCUGUUAACGAGUCAAUAAGCGGAUUAUAGUACCGAAAUUUAUUGGCACCCGUUUCGGUUAUUAUUCGACACCCGAUUCAGCGAUCCUAUUCAGGAGCAGCAACGCAACGGUGCUUCCCAUGGUUAACCGGGCGGUUGAGUGUGUGUUGAACGAGCAGAGCGCUAUUUGUCCGGAAAAUGUCACUUCGGACGACGAUGUCGUCGUCGUCUACUUUGCUGCCGGUCUGGCUUCUGACGUUCGUCGUGACGCAUCUAUCAAUUCACUCGGGAUGCAGCGCUGCCGGAGUUGCACAACACCCAAGGCAUUCGACACUCCCGAACAUAACGUCAGCCCGACAGUUGAAAGCAUUUGUAUCCGAUUUCGGCCAUCUGGUUCAUAACGCCGAGCAGCGUUUAGGUCCCCUGCACAAAUCCGCCUCAUCGUUGCAGAAAAAGUUUGACGUAUAUUCCAAUCGAACGGCUCGCCGCGGCUGGCCAUCGGAACAAAUGCAGCACAUCGCAGAAGGUGACUUGCGCUUCGAAGCUCAUCGCUUGAGGGAUCGAAUUCGAGCCUACGGUCACCAGAUGGAGCAAUUCAAACCGGCGGUGCAGUACCUGCGGGAUCCUUCGUUGCGUAGUUUGGUGGCGCGGGAUGCACCAACCAAGCAGCAAAUGGAGCAGAACGUGAAAUUCUACGAAAUGAUUAUGAACCUGAUUCGGAAUUUUAUUGAGUGCCCGGUACAUAUUCUGGAGCUUCUGGGUGGUCCGGAUAGUGGUGAGAAUGCUGAUUCAAAUGAACCCGACGAACCUGCAGCAGAGGCACAUGUUUAUCCUGAAUAUUACUGAGUGCAGUCAUUUUCAUUGAAUAUUACUCUGUUUAUAAAGUAAAUGGACAAAUAAAUAUUUAUAUUGUUGACAGUAGUACCGCUAAGCUCAUUGAAGGGUACUUCACUCAGAAGAAAGCUUAAAUUUGUUUUCUUACUUUUAGCCUUUUAGCCAAUUGAUUACAAAUAAAAGGAAUAAAAAUAGAAAUGCGGUUCUAAUAAGAUCGACUUGGGCAAAGUAGGAG